AAAAAAAAACCAACUCACUGUUUUAGUGAGUCAGUCAUUCUGAGGAAAUUAAUAGCUCAGAGUUCUUUGUGAGGCCCGGCUGACUAAGAGGCUGUGUGAAACACACACACAGACACACACACACACACACACACACACACACACACACACACACACACACGCACGAGUACACACUCUUGUGGGAUUUUUCAUAUUUCUGGCUGAGCUCUGUGCAGCCAUUGGUCAGCCCCCUUCCUGUGAGUGUGUUUCCUGAUGCUUUUUGUGUCAUGGCAGACCUCCCUCUGUAAGGAAGGAGUCUGUUUCUCAACUCAACCCAACACACACAAACACACACACAGGCUCUCAUCACUUGUUUUUGUUUCCUGGCUCCCCAGCUGCUCCGACCCUUCCCUCCCCUCUUUCUCUCUUUCUGUCACUCUCCUCGGCCCAUUCCACUUCUCUCCUCUCCUCCCUGCAUUUGUGAGUGUGUCUUUGGGUUAGCAAUGUGUUGUUCGGUGGGUUUCGCCAGGUCCCUGGGUCUGGCCCUGCUGCCUCUGGCCCUCUGCUGUAUCCUGGCCAACCUGCUGCUGCUGUUUCCCAUGGGAGAAAUCACCUACAUCCAGCAGGGCCGCCUGGCCAGCUACAUCUGGUAUUUUGGUGGACUAGGAGGCGGGGGAGUGCUGAUGCUGGUUCCAGCUGUGGUCUUCAUCACUCUAGGGAAAUGUAGCUGCUGCUGGAAUGCAAGCUUAAUGAUGUGCGGGUCAGUGUUGGCAGCUGUGGUCGGCCUCGUGGGGUCUGGCUACUGUUUCGUCAUGUCGGGGUUCGCCUUAAUACAGGGUCCCAAGUGCUUCACCUCGCAUGGAUGGUCCUACCCUUUUGCAGACCAGUGGGGCAGGUACCUCUUAGAACCAGAGAAAUGGUCAUGGUGCCUUCAGCCGGUUCACAUCGUCGAGUGGAACGUGACUCUGCUGUGCGUGUUACUGGGGCUCUCUGUGCUGGAGUUCAUCAUCUGUCUCUUACAGCUGGGAAACGGUUUAGUCAAUGCUGUCUGCCGGCCCUGUUGCUACAAGCAGGAGUACAGUCUUAAUGCUUAGACCAACACAUGUGUGUAUGUAGACACACCUGCAGAGACACAAGUACAUGUGCACA
Molecule: messenger RNA, 1128 nt
Organism: Plectropomus leopardus (leopard coralgrouper)
Lineage: Eukaryota; Metazoa; Chordata; Actinopteri; Perciformes; Serranidae
Gene: tm4sf1
Product: transmembrane 4 L six family member 1
Cellular component (GO): membrane
Source: RefSeq, a predicted model, not a curated record